CGGAAAUCCGAUGUUAGUCCUGCUGAAUUCAUGGUAGGGCAAAAAACAGCAUUAGAUCUGAAGAAAGACCCAGAGCCCUGAGCUAAAGAUGGCUAGAUUUUCCUUUUGGCUCUUAAUAAUUUCCUUGAGCAUCUUCUCCGUUUCUGCGAAUCGUCCCAGGGGCCGUAUCCUGGGCGGAUCAGAGAGCGCCCCCCAUCACAGGCCUUACAUGGCAUCUCUGCAGGAGGACGGGAAGCAUCUCUGCGGAGGGUUCCUGAUCACCGCUCAGUGGGUGCUCAGCGCAGCCCAUUGCUUGGAGGAAACGCUUGCAGAGCCCGCGGUUCUUGGGUCACAUGUGCGGAUCCUGCCAUAUCAGACUGUAAACAAUGAUGUCCCUGAACAUACUCGGUGUGAAGUGGCCGGCUGGGGCAUUAUUAGCAAUACGGGAAAGAAACCAGACAAGCUGCAGUUCGUUCAGCUCAGCAUCAUCGAUCGAAAUCAAUGCAAUAUGAGGCGAUACCAUGACGGCAGCGUGACAGAGAACAUGAUGUGCGCUGAAUCCAAAAAGAAAGAUUCCUGCAAGGGAGAUUCCGGUGGACCUAUCGUUUGCAACGGCACUGCUGAAGGCAUCGUGACCACCGGAUCCACUGUUUGUGGCAAUUGGCGGAAACCUGGGAUUUACACCCGGACCGCUCCCUACGUCUCAUGGAUCAACAGCACCAUAGAGUCCACCAUAGAGUCCACCACAAGUCCUUAGAGGGAUUGCUUGGUAGCUCUCAAUGCUGAGGCUUCAAGGUGCAAAAGGGGAUGAGAUUGGACAACCAUGUGUCUAAAAUGAUGUAAGGUUUCCUACCUGAGUAGGUGGUUGGACUAGAAGAUCUCUAAGGUCUCUUCCAAUUCUGUUAUUCUGUUCUCCCAAGAGGUUCAGAAAGGAACCUCUUUCUCUUAUGGAGGGGGGGGGGCUCUGCUUUUUUUCUUUUCUUUUCAUCAAGGGGCACCUGUACGCCAACCAGCAAUGCUUACCAAGAAUUAUUGUCAGCAUGAAAUAAAUAAAUAAAUAAAUAAAUAAAUAAAUAAAUGGAACGCA
Messenger RNA from Notechis scutatus (mainland tiger snake), 1066 nucleotides. The record is from RefSeq and is a predicted model, not a curated record. Lineage: Eukaryota; Metazoa; Chordata; Lepidosauria; Squamata; Elapidae.